This is a messenger RNA of Penicillium verhagenii, 1407 nucleotides long. Its product is annotated as putative guanine deaminase. Gene Ontology annotation, biological process: guanine catabolic process. NCBI's taxonomy places the organism in Eukaryota, Fungi, Ascomycota, Eurotiomycetes, Eurotiales, Aspergillaceae. The transcript has a single exon. Gene Ontology annotation, cellular component: cytosol. Gene Ontology annotation, molecular function: guanine deaminase activity; zinc ion binding. The record is from RefSeq and is a predicted model, not a curated record. Bases 1 to 1407 code for a protein of 468 amino acids.
AUGGACAAGCUUGACAAAGGCUCCCCUGCAUUGGGUUUACCCUUGGCCUUUCAUGGUACGAUAAUUCAUUCCAAUAGUCAAACCGACCUCGAAAUUUUGGAGAACUGCUUUCUGCUUGUUGACAAAGCCGGCAAGAUCCAAGCACUACGGACAGGAGUGAAACCUAACGAGAUCAACGACAUCAUUUCCGACCUUGGCUACGCCCCAGAAGUCUUCCCCGUCAAAUACUUGAAGCGUGGUCAGUUCCUAUGUCCCGGUUUUGUGGACACCCACAACCAUGCACCCCAGUGGGCCCAACGCGGGGUCGGUCGUGGAAAAACACUACUGGACUGGCUAAAUGACGUGACUUUUGCCCACGAGGCUAAAUUCGCUGAUCCCGAUUAUGCGAAGCGCAUGUAUAACUCUUGUGUGUCGGGGUUUCUUCGACAAGGUAUCACCACGGCAUCAUACUAUGGAUCGCUUCACGGGAAGGCAACGCAGAUUUUGGCCGAUAUUUGUCUGGAGAAAGGUCAACGGGCACUGGUUGGAAAGUGCAAUAUGAAUCGCAAUUCGCCUGACUGGUAUACCGAUUCCUCGGUUGAAGAUUCCCUUCACCAAACCCGAGCGUUGAUUCAACAUAUUCACAAUAUUGAUCCGGAUAACAAGCUUGUGCGCCCAAUCAUUACUCCCCGAUUCGCCAUAUCAUGUGAACCGGAUCUUUUGACUGGCCUGGGAAUAAUCGCAAAGGAGCACCCCAACCUACCGAUCCAAACCCACUUCAAUGAGGCCAAGGGGGAAAUGCUCUUUACGAAAGAGCUGUUUCCUGAAUUUCGCACAGAAGCAGAACUCUACAACUCAUAUGGACUAUUGAACGAUCGUACAAUCCUCGCGCACUGUAUCUAUCUAGAGGAGGAGGAGAUUGAAACCCUUCGUGAACUCCGUUGCGGUGUAUCACACUGUCCAAGUUCAAACACCAUCAUGGACUUUUUCAUGGUUGCCCCAAUACGCGAAUACCUACGACGAGGCAUCAAGGUUGGACUCGGGACCGACUCUGGAGGUGGUCACUCUAGCUCCAUGCUUGAGACAAUGAGGCAGGCAUUCGUGGUUUCCAUCGCAAGACAAGACGCCACCCAGGGCCAGGACCCUGCGUUAUCCAUGGCGGAAGGUUUUUUCCUGGCGACGCUAGGUGGGGCCCAAGUGUGUGGCUUGGAUGACAAGAUUGGAAACUUUGCCGUUGGUAAAGAAUUUGAUGCCCUUGAGAUCCAUUGUGACGAGGACGGUCUUGGGGUUAUGACUCCAGUGGAAGAAGAAGAUCCCAUAUCCAUUAUUUUCGAAAAAUGGGUCAUGACUGGGGACGACAGGAAUAUCACCAAGGUCUAUGUAUGCGGGCGCUCUGUAAAAGUAUGGCACUUGGAAAUACUUAUCUAG